AUGACUUCUGAAGCCUCCAACGGUAAUACCGUUCCCGAUGUCGCAAUUGACGCUCCUCUCGUUGAGGCUUCUUCGGCCGAGACCGCCGCCUCCAAGAUGCAAAAGCUUCACGAAGCACAUGCCGCUACUGUCGAAGAUGCUGUAGACGAAGAAGACCUUUUGCACCCUGGUUCCAAGUCGGCAAUUGCCACUGGCCAAGCGACUCCCGUCAUCGAUGGUCCACUUACCUCGAAGAAAUCUCAACAACCGGCCUUCGACAUCAACUCCGCUGAAUUGUUCCCAGAAUUGGGUUCCGGAGGCCCCGGAAAGGGCAAAGGCAAAGGACCGACUGCUCCACCGACAUGGGGCGCCAAGAUGUCUGGAGCUUCUGCCGUCGCUGGCAGUUUCGCGCCACCUGCUCAGCAGGCACCGAGGACUACCCUGCCAUUGAUGUCGAAUGAUGUCAAUGAAAUGAUGAGCAUCGAUCUCGCAGACCAAAUCCCCAGGAACCAGUGGAAGAGGCCAUUGGGAGAAAUUAUCAAUGAUAUCAAGAAGACGACUGGGGUUAGGAUUGAUGCAUCUACUGCCGGUUCAGGAAUGAUUACCUUCAUCACUAAGGGUAAGCAAGAUGCUGUCUUGAAAGCUAAGGCCUUGUUGAGACAAGCCAUUUGCCGUAAGACCCAAGCGAAGCAUAACAUUCCUGUCAGCACCCGGAAGCACAUUAUUGGACCCAAGGGCGCCACUAUCCAAGGGAUUACCCAGCGAACUGGAUGUCGUGUUCAAAUCCCGCAGGUUGAAGAAACUGAGGGAGUUGACGACCCGUUUGCCGAGGAAGAACCGAUGGUUGAGAUUAGCCUCGAGGGAGACGUGGAUGCUAUUAGGAUGGCUCUGCAAGAAAUCAACCAAAUCGUUGGACAGAAGACUUCGCAUGUGAAUGUCAAGCUUCCGUUCACAACUUUCCCUGGGCAAUUCUUCCCGUUCCUCGCCGGUCCCCACAAUGCAAAUAUUGCCGAGAUGGAGGAAGGUAAAGACCUUAGGAUCCGCAUUCCGGUCUACAAUACAUCCGAGUCUUCCAGGGAGUUCUCAGAGCCACCCGUCCCAAUUAUGUUGUCUGGUGAGAGGGCUGCAGUCCAAGAAGCUCGUGCUAAACUUGAGAAGCAAGCUGCAGAACUCCGUGAUGUGUUCCAGUCUAUCUCCAUUAAUAUUCCCAAACAACAACACCGAUUCCUUGUUGGCGACCGAGGAAAAGCCAUUGGUGAUAUUCUCUUGGAAUCUGGAUGCAGUGUCGUAGUCCCACCACCCCACAUUCUAUACGACUCAGUUCUUGUGAUUGGGCCACGCGAUAAAAUUGGGAACGGUGUCACAUCCGUGAUGGCCAAGGCCAACUCGAUGAGUUUCGAGGCGCUUGAUAUCGCCAGGGCCCAUGCUGUCGCUUUCGCUAACGAUAUCGCUCGUCAACGACAGCACGCCCGUGACUUGGCGAGAUAUUUCCGCAAGACCAAAGAAGUUCAGAGGAUCGAGAGUGAAUAUGAAGUCCAGAUUGUGAUCCCCAAGACCGAUGCCCUUUACGAUCUCAACACCGGUGUUAACUUUGAAAUUACUGGCAAGACGGCUGAGAGUGUGAAGAAGGCCAGGAUGGGUGUUAUUAACAUCGUCAAUAGCCAUCCACCGUCUCGCCUUAGCUAUGUUGAUAUCGAGCCCCUUCUGCAUAGACAUAUCAUUGGUGCUAAGGGCCGAAACUUGCAAAAGAUCAAGGAUGACCAUAGCGUUGAGGUCCUGUUCGCUGAUGAGGAUGAUCAGGACUCCCAGAUCGUCUUGAUUUACGAAGGUCCUACUGGUGCUCAAGCUCCACCGCAGGAGGCUGCAGCUACUGAAGCCUUGGAUGCGGUUAGGGAGUUGUUGUUGAAGAUUGCUAGCGAUCAGGCUGAUUUGAAGUCGAAAGUCUUGAACAUUCCGGCUAAAUAUCACGCGAAGAUUGUUGGCCCGAAGGGAACCACUUUGAACGCCUUUACUGGUGGAUCCGACGCUACGGUCAAAGUUACAGUUGGUGCGCCUAAGUUGAAGCCUGGCCAGCCUGCGUUGACUCCGGCUCAAGCCGCUGCCGCUGACGACACCAUCACCAUCCGCGGUCCUUCCGCUGAGGUUGAGCGUGUUGCCACCAAGAUCACUAACUUCGUGGAGAGUACCAAACAUAAUGAGGUACUUAAUUCGUACACUAUUACUUUUGACUUUCCCCAGAAGUUCCAGAAGAAUCUGGUUGGCAAGGGUGGAAGCAACAUUAGCAAGUACCGCGAUGAGUUGGGAGUUCAGAUCGACCUUGAGAAGGAUGCUGGUACUGUUACAAUUAAGGGAAUCAAGGAAAAUGUUGAGGAAGCUAAGGUUCGCAUUCAGAGGCUUGGCAAGAAGCUUGAGGAUGAAACCACCACCAGCGUUAUUGUUGCGCCGGAAUAUCACCGUACCAUCAUUGGACAAGGCGGCAAGUUCGUCAAGAGACUGGAGGAAAAGUACUCCGUCAGGAUCCAGUUCCCGAAGGUCGGGCAGGAAAACUCGAGUGAUUUGGCUAGCGAUGUUGGUGGCGCCCCACAAAGGUCUCAGGCACCCAACGAGAUCGUCUUGAGGGGUCCUAGCAAGGGCGUCAAGGAAGCCAAGGACGAAAUUACGGAGUUGAUUAAGUAUGAACAAGAUCACGGUCACUCUGUUGCUGUUACAGUUCCAGCCCGAGUUCUACCACACAUCAUCGGAGCCGGUGGAAAAGUUAUCAACCAGAUUCGCGAUGAUUCGGGCGCCAAGAUCGAGCUCCCACCUCAGGGCUCAACAGACGCCGAGUUGGUUGAGGUUAGGAUCAAGGGUACCAAAGAUCAGAUCGCGAAGGCAAAGGCCGCCAUCUUGGCUAGUACCAAGGAGGUCGAGAACCAAGUUGUUAAGAUGUUGAGCGUAGAUAAGAAGUUCCAUCGAGCUUUGAUUGGCCCUGGUGGCCAGAUUUUGCACAGCAUUGUUGUCAAGUGUGGCGGACCCUCUGAUAAGAGUGCUCAAGCGCGCAUGGUUCGCUUCCCACACCACGAUGUCACUGACAGCAACAUUAAGGUCGAGGGGACCGUUGAUGUUGUUGACAAGAUCAUCAAAGAAUUUGAAGCUAUCAUCGCCGCCGAAAAGGACAAGAUCACUAUCGUUGUGGACAUCCCGGCUGAUAAGCAUAGAAAGCUUAUCGGUCGCGAGGGAAGUGUUCGAAAGGAGAUUGAACGUACCUUUAGCGUUACCCUUGAUAUUCCGCGACAGCGCCAAGACGGUGGGGAAGCUCCCACUGGCAUCAAGCUUUCUGGUUCUGCUGAGAAUGUUGAGCAGGCUAAGGAGCACAUCUUGAAUUUGACCAAGGACCAAGAUGCGACUAAUGUCUCCGUUCCUAAGCACUUGCAUCACUCUUUGUCAGACGGCGGAUCGCUUGCUAGAACCUUCAGAAACAGAUAUAAUGUUGACAUUGGUUUCAGUGGUGAAUUGCCACCGAGACCUAAGGGUCAACAGGGUAGAAAGAGAGCACCCGAGUCAACCCCGUUGAUUACCGAUGAUCCAUCCGAGAACGCUUCAAACAUCUCUUGGGAGGUCGUUGACAACACUGCUGCUGCUGAAGAAGGUGGUGAAGUUACCUGGGCUCUUCGCGGAGCGACUGAAGAUAUCGCUAAGGCUGCCGACGAACUUAAGAAAUUAAUCGACGAAGAAAGCGGAAAGACCGCGACUGGAUACUUGUUCCUGCCUGACCCAAGCAAGUACCGAUAUGUCGUCGGCCCCGGUGGCAGCCAGGUCAAUUCGAUCAGAAAGGAGACGGGCUGCAAGAUCACGAUCCCUAAGGAACAAAGCGACGAGGCUAUUAUUAUCAAGGGAAGUAGGGAUGGCGUUGAGAAAGCUAAGGAGAUCAUUGUCGGGUUGGUUCACGGCGGAAAUGGUGGGGGAAGGGGGGGAAGGGGUGGCCGUUCCAAUGGAGAUUAG
Molecule: messenger RNA, 3960 nt
Organism: Orbilia oligospora ATCC 24927
Lineage: Eukaryota; Fungi; Ascomycota; Orbiliomycetes; Orbiliales; Orbiliaceae
Exons: 4
Coding region: 1-3960 (1319 amino acids)
Biological process (GO): nuclear division
Cellular component (GO): cytoplasm; nucleus
Molecular function (GO): mRNA binding
Source: RefSeq, a predicted model, not a curated record